GUAUUUGGCAAUAUCACGACGCUCAGGAGAAGUCACCUCUAGUCCGCAGGGACCUGAUAAUUUGUAACAGCUAUAUUUGGACCUUAACUGCAGUGUUCGGAGUAAUAUAACAGGCUAUCAGGGUUUAUUUCAACUUUUGGUUAAGACAAAUAUGUAAUGUUUGCUCUGAUCACCUCAGUUUAGGUCCAAAUAUAGCUAUAGCAAAUUCUCAAGUCCCUGUGCUGUAGUCGGAGGAGAAAGCUCCAGAGAACCGCCGCCGUCCGAGGACUUAACAUUUGUAUAGAAUCAUAUAGUCGUCCGACUAUCAAACUCUGUUUUCUGUUAGUAUAGAGGACCAGAUCGCUAUUUCCUGUUAAUUUAGAAUUUGACAGGAAGUAACCACUGAUAACACGGAUAUGACGUCACUAGCCGUAUCACUCCUUGCCGGGCUGGCCCUUGCAACCACCUCACUUGCAGGGACUCCUGUGAAUUUUGACGAAAAUGCUAGCUGUGGGGUAGACACGUUCCAUAUCAGCCUUGGAGAUAGUGCAAACGUCACCACCGCCGGUAACAUUGCUUUGGGCACCGGUGACUGUGUCGCCACAUUUUUGGCCGACGACUCUGAAAACGGGUGCAGCGAUGAGCUCGUCCUGUGUGUCUCGGUUGAGAAAAUCAACAGGAUGUGCUAUGUGACCGCGGAAUUUACCUCUAGCCACAAGGUCUUGAAGUUGGACUGCUCCAUUGUGAAACCUCCUCCAGAGUGGUGUGUAAACGGCAACGAUGAACUGACCCUCCGUCUCAUCCAGGACCCAAUCAAAACACACACCGACUACGGCUUUGUAGCCUCAAUUUUUGCACGAUGUGCAAAAUACAAUACAGGACAGGGUAAUAUAUUUGGACUCCCCGCACCCGAACCAGAAGAUGAUAGAGUUACCUUUGUUGACGUCCAGGCUGCUAUCAACAGUACGCGCGUGAUUGGUAUUGUAGUGGGAGUGUGUCUGGCCUGUAUGUUUCUCAUCGCCCUUCUGAUCACCUACUUCUACUACAAGAACAAGGCCUAUACAGGUGUUCCCUCAGCAUAAGCCACGCCCAGUUCCGGUUACCAUCAUUCCCUGCCGUUCAUGUUGACCUAUCCGAAAGUAUUUUUUAUCACUGAAACGCUUAUUGCAUCCUGGAUUAUAAAAACUGUCCAGCGAUUAUGAACACCUGAAUGAAUUUUGGAACACUUGCACCAGUCUAGGACAUAUCUACCACAAAAGUGUCCUCAUAGAAAAGGCAUUACUGGUGGACCGGAAGGGAAACAAGAAAUAUUCACCACCAUGAUUUGGAGUGUCUGAAAGUACACGUGCAAGAGUAUAGGUGUCACGUGACACUGACAAGCAGCAUGUUUGUGUACUAAUUUUGGUGUAGAAAGAGUGAAAAUGUGUGUGUGCAUUUAAUAAACCUAUGCCAAUUUGUCUUGCAGACACAUGCAACCGAAAAACUAUUCAUAUAUAUAAGACACAGAAUGGUUUAAAACCCACAGCAAUAUUUUGUUUACUUUUUCAAAAUUUAUAUAUUGUAUAGUAUGUGUUUUUUUAAAGAUAUGUUGAUUUUAUUUGAACAUGAAAAGAGCUCAGGACGAACGUUCGAAUGUUUGUAAUUUUUUUGACUGCAUCAUUGAAUUGUAUACUUAGUGCAUUUAAUAUCAAAGAUACUGGAACACUAAAAUGUAUUAAGGUUCGCCCCUGGUAUCAUGGUGUUGAUCCCUGGUGAAUGUUAGAUAUAAAAUAUUCUAUGAUUAAUACACAUUUACAUAAGGCUACUUAUUUCUCUGACAGUGUCAUAAAUACAUUUGACAGUGUCAGAGCUGUAUCGGUAUAUUUGAUAGUGUCAUGGUACCAGUACAAUUUAACAGUGUCAGAAAUACAUUUGACAGUGUCAGAGAUGUAUCGGUACAUUUGAUAGUGUCAUGGUACCAGUACAUUUUGACAGUGUCAGAAAUGCAUUUGACAGUGUCAUAAAUACAUUUGACAGUGUCAGAACUGUAUCGGUAUAUUUGAUAGUGUCAUGGUACCAGUACAAUUUAACAGUGUCAGAAAUACAUUUUGACAGUGUCAGAAAUACAUUUGACAGUAUCAGAACUGUAUUAGUACAUUUUAUCAUUUCAAGUUACAUUUGAUAGUGUCAGAGAUGACAUCAGGAUUAGAUCCGGAUUCUAAAACAAAUGACAGUGUCCAAGGUACUUGUACAAACGAUAGUAUUAUACAUACUCUCAUAAGUCUAAUUUUGUCACACAGUCAAACUGGUGAAUGGCUAAUGCAUAAUUUUACCAAAGUUUAAUCAAAGUUGUCACAAAAAUAAAAUAGUAAAGAUUAAAACAAAUCAACAACUUACUAGAUCUGUGGAUAUCCCAGGCCUGUAAUAUUAUGCCGGCAUGUCUUCAUGUACCUUCCCUGUAAUUGCAUUAGGAAAUCUCCCCCCACUGUUGAUGACGUCACCAUUGCUGGACCAAUGCAAAACAUUCCUAUCUACGUCUACAGUAACCUUUAGUGUGGAGGACACUGUCCUUUAACACAUUUUAUGUAUGAUAUAUUAAGUGGAAAGUUCGAUCUCAAAGCCCGAAGACAUUUAUAAUGUAUAUUUCAAUGUCAUGAUGUCAUAAAGAUAAACUAUGUCUAGUACCUGUAGUAUUUUGCAGCUUUGGUGAAGUGGUCACGUGAUGUUUGUCAGUGAUGAAGAUGUCACGUAAUGUUUGAAAGUGAAAUGGUCACGUGAUGUUUAUCAGUGAUGCAGUGGCCACCUGAUGUUUGUCAGUGAUGAAGUGAUCACGUGAUGUUUGUCAGUGAUGAAGUGGUCACGUGAUGUUUUAAUCUAAUUAAAAUCAGACUUUUCUUUUCAUUUUGUUUUUCUGUAUUUCGUUACAUAAUGUCUAUCUAAGUGAAAUGAAAAAUCCGAUUUUAGUAAGAUUUUUGAUGAUGGCCUGUGAUUGAAGUGACCUUGAUAUCUGUGUUGGUACACCAAGGUACGAACUUAUUCUCCAGACUUAAAUACUUACUUCCAGGCCAACAUCAAAACAUAGGCACUUAUAUGUUAUAAGCAUGCAGUAGUAGAAGUAGACGCUCCAGUUGUUGUAUUCUGUCCAGUAUAAGUAGUAUCCGAAACACUGUCGAAUUCUCCUUCAAAGCAUAAUCAAUAUAGAGAUUCAGGUAUUUUAUUUUUACCACGUUUUCUCAAAUCAAAAUUCUAUAUUUUAUAUGAAAGUGACCAAUGCAUCCUUGCCUAUGUCAAUGAUAUCUAGCCCGUCCCCACAUUUAGAAAGACUACAAACAGAACAGCCGACCUGUCGGUAGUUAGAGACUUAAAACAAUCCAGUUCACAGGGGCCUGGUAAUUCGGAGUAAAAUCAUCAGAGUCCGCAGUUCCCCGAGAAAUUGGCUAAUAUCAACCAAGAACACCAUUACCAACAUACAGUAGGGGCCCGAGAGUCGGCAUACACUUAGCCAAUCAACAGGUGCCAGAUAAUAGGCUUUACUGUGAGGUGGAUUUAGUUUUUGGAAUAUCGCCAAUCAUGUAAAUUUAGUACAAAAAAGAAACGCCAAAUUAAAAUGUGUAUCUGCAAAAGAACACCACUAUUGGCUCCUGUUGCUCAGUCUUGGUCGUUGCUAAGGGGACAUCGUGAGUAGGCUUGUAUCAUUCAUCCACGGCUAACUGGUGCCUUUCCCCACAAUGUGCAUAAUCAAAAUGCAAAUGCAUAGGAACAGGGCAAUUUCCCUCCGACGGUUCCCAUUUUCUCUAUAGUUUUACUGUGACAUACCCAUACUAUUUGGUAGUACUUUCAGAAAGUCGUCUUGUUGCCAUAGAUACACAGAUUGUGAGACUUUACGUAUUAGGAAUCUUUCAAAUUUUUAGUUAGAUCUUUCUUAGCUGAAUUGGAAAUAAAAUAUUUUUUAAUUUUA
Mizuhopecten yessoensis (Yesso scallop) is the source of this 3916-nucleotide messenger RNA. RefSeq lists its product as uncharacterized. The transcript is spliced from 5 exons. NCBI's taxonomy places the organism in Eukaryota, Metazoa, Mollusca, Bivalvia, Pectinida, Pectinidae. Bases 396 to 1061 code for a protein of 221 amino acids. The record is from RefSeq and is a predicted model, not a curated record.